Messenger RNA from Melopsittacus undulatus (budgerigar), 3291 nucleotides. It is a transcript of the gene PIP5K1C, whose product is annotated as phosphatidylinositol-4-phosphate 5-kinase type 1 gamma. Gene Ontology annotation, cellular component: plasma membrane. The transcript is spliced from 17 exons. Gene Ontology annotation, molecular function: 1-phosphatidylinositol-4-phosphate 5-kinase activity. Gene Ontology annotation, biological process: phosphatidylinositol phosphate biosynthetic process. Bases 67 to 2007 code for a protein of 646 amino acids. The record is from RefSeq and is a predicted model, not a curated record. Lineage: Eukaryota; Metazoa; Chordata; Aves; Psittaciformes; Psittaculidae.
GGGAGGAGCGCGGCGGAGGCGGCGGGCGCGGGCCGGGGCCUGCCCCGGGCCUGCCGAGCGCCCGCCAUGGAGCCCGAUGUGUCCGAGGAGGAGGAGGGCUCGUCCGUGGAGGGCGCCGGUGCCCCCCCGGAGGCCGGCGCGGGGGGCCUGGACGCGGCAGGAGGUCUGGCACCGAAGAGGGCAGCCGUCAGUGAGGGAUCAUCACUACCGGGACAGCCUGGCCAAGGGAAGAAGAUUGGUCAUCGAAGCGUUGAUGCCUCUGGUGAAACCACCUACAAAAAGACCACCUCAUCCACUCUGAAGGGGGCCAUCCAGCUGGGGAUUGGGUACACUGUUGGCAAUCUGAGCUCCAAGCCAGAGAGAGAUGUUCUGAUGCAGGACUUCUAUGUGGUGGAAAGCAUCUUUUUCCCAAGUGAAGGAAGCAAUCUGACUCCAGCUCACCAUUAUGCUGACUUCAGGUUCAAGACCUAUGCACCUGUGGCUUUUCGGUACUUCCGAGAACUCUUUGGGAUUCGUCCAGAUGAUUAUUUGUAUUCCCUGUGUAAUGAACCUCUGAUAGAGCUGUCAAACCCUGGUGCCAGUGGUUCUCUCUUCUACGUCACCAGCGACGAUGAAUUCAUCAUCAAAACUGUGAUGCACAAAGAAGCUGAAUUCUUACAGAAGCUCCUUCCUGGCUACUACAUGAACCUGAACCAGAACCCCCGGACACUGCUACCAAAGUUUUAUGGACUCUACUGUGUGCAGUCAGGGGGCAAAAACAUCCGUGUGGUCGUGAUGAACAACAUCCUGCCUCGUGUGGUGAAAAUGCACCUGAAGUUUGACCUGAAAGGCUCCACCUAUAAACGCCGGGCAUCCAAGAAGGAAAAAGAAAAGUCCAGCCCUACAUACAAGGAUCUAGACUUCAUGCAAGACAUACCCGAGGGCCUGAUGUUGGAUGCAGACACCUUCACUGCACUGGUGAAAACAUUGCAACGUGACUGUCUGGUGCUGGAAAGCUUUAAAAUCAUGGACUACAGCCUCCUGCUUGGGGUUCAUAACAUAGACCAGCAAGAACGGGAGCAGCAGUCUGAGGGAGCCCACAGCACGUCAGAUGAGAAGCGUCCCGUGGGGCAGAAGGCACUUUACUCCACAGCCAUGGAGUCCAUCCAGGGUGGGGCUGUCCGGGGGGAGUCCAUAGACACAGAUGACGCGAUGGGAGGAAUCCCAGCAGUGAAUGGCAAAGGAGAGCGUCUCUUGCUCCAUGUAGGAAUAAUAGAUAUCCUUCAAUCAUACAGGUUCAUCAAGAGGCUAGAACAUACCUGGAAGGCCCUUGUCCAUGAUGGGGACACGGUGUCUGUGCACAGGCCCAGCUUCUACGCAGAGAGGUUCUUCAAAUUCAUGACCAACACAGUGUUCCGAAAGAAUUCCUCUCUGAAGUCAUCUCCCUCAAAGAAAGGGCGCAGUGCCUUGCUGGCUGUCAAGACUGCUGGUCCAACAGCUGCAUUUUCAGCUAGCCAGCUUCCCUCUGAAAAGGAUGAGACACAGUAUGACCUUCGUGCAGCCCGGAGCUACCCCACGCUUGACGAUGAAGCAGGCAGGCCAGAUCUGCUACCCUGCACACCUCCUUCCUUUGAAGAAGCUACCACAGCUUCCAUAGCCACAACACUGUCUUCAACAUCUCUCUCUGUUCCCGAGCGAUCGCCUUCGGAGACCUCUGAGCAGCCCAGAUACAGAAGGCGUACACACUCUUCAGGGCAGGAUGGCAGGUCACACGAGGAGGUGAGGGUUGAGGAGGAGCUUCAGCAGAUCAGUGUCGAGCUGGAGCCCAAGUGUGAUGUUGAGAUUGUAGCUCCCGAUGAAGAUGACAAAGAAGAGGCGGCUUCUUCAGCCUGUGCCAUUGUCACAUCCACAGCUACUAUAGAGGUAGAGACAGCCAGCCAGGCCUCAGAACCAGCCAGCCAGGCCUCGGAACCAGCCAGCCAGGCCUCGGAUGAAGAUGAUGUGCCAGUCACAGACAUAUACUUUUAAUCUCUAUGCAGACACAGAAGCCCCAGAGAGCAGCGAUUCCCUCUGCAGGUCGAUGUGUUCCCUUUUUGUUGAUGCAGCCAUUCCAGUGGGAUGGGGAAGAGCUUGCUGACACCAACCAGUAUUGCUGCACGGCAGGAUCCCGGGCACUGCAUUUCAGAACGGAGCAAAACUAUAACCGUGUCUUUCUACUUAUCCCAGACGUGGGCAGCAAAGGAAACCACCCGCAGCUCCUGAGGGAGGCAGCAGUGGGGUGUAGAGAAUCCUGAGUAGUAAUACAGUGUUUUCCAGACGUGCACUACCGUAGCUACCUAUCCAUGUGUGAUACUGUGAACCUUUUUAAGUUUUUAACCAUGUAUUUAUUUCUUUUACCUUUGCACAGAGACAGCACAAAUGUGCUUUUUUAAACAUUUAGUUUACUGCACUCUCCCCCCCCCCCUUUUUUUGUUUCUUUUCUUUUCCUGUCAUAUAUUUGUGCAUCAGAAAGGAGUGUGAGACCUCACUGGAGAACUGGUAGGAGCACGUUGCUGGGGAGGGCAGGGACCGGAGUGGCUUCACUGGAGACAGCAGCAUGGUCUGACCGAUUGAUGGAGUCGGGAGGUUUAAGGCUGUCCAGACUCUGCCACGGUUUUGCCGAGUGAUCUAAGGCAAGUCACUUGACCGCUCUGUGCCUCGGUUUCCCCCGUGAUAAGGGGUGCACAGUACCCACUUCCGUUAAAGCACUUAAACCCUGGGAUGAAAGGUGCUAUGAAAAUGCAAUGUAUUAAAGGCCAUGGAAUAGAAUCACUCCCAUGUUCCACUAGUCCAAAGUGGCCAUGCCAAUUUUCCUGGAUUAAAACGUCGCCGGUGACUUCUCUCAAUCUGUGCCACUGUGUGGGGGCAGCAGGAGCAAUCCUGGACCGAUCCAAGGGACAGUGAUGUCACCUCAGCUCUCCUCUGGCUGUGUGCUGGGUUCUGCCUUCACCACGUGCUGCACGGCUGCAUCACCCCUCACUCUGUGCUCUGAGUCCCAACGCUUCAUCUGAACUGACUGCCGCACCGGACACACUGGCACGGACAGAUGUGCACCUCUGGGGACCAGCUGUGCCUGGGCCAGACACUGCAUCCCACUGGAGCCACUUAGCACCUUGCAUGUUCAUGGGUGUACUCAGAGGGUGGGGGGGGCACAACCAUUGCGUUCACAUAGAUCAGCUGUACCUCAGGGUGGUCAGCAAGGCACUGGAGGCGGAAUGUGAGCUUGGCUCUGUCACCAAAUGCCAUGUUCAUGGGCUCUGGUGAUGACUGGGA